Molecule: messenger RNA, 2236 nt
Organism: Gossypium raimondii (Peruvian cotton)
Lineage: Eukaryota; Viridiplantae; Streptophyta; Magnoliopsida; Malvales; Malvaceae
Product: protein SUPPRESSOR OF GENE SILENCING 3
Exons: 6
Coding region: 126-1925 (599 amino acids)
Biological process (GO): defense response to virus; regulatory ncRNA-mediated gene silencing
Source: RefSeq, a predicted model, not a curated record
UGUUAAUGUAUUCUUCCAUGAGAGUUUCAAAGAGAAUAAAGAGUUGUUUUUACGUGAUGAUCUCAUGUUCUUAAUGGUUGAAACUUGAAAUCUUUGUUUGUUUUGCACAUGAAUUGUUUGUAUAAAUGCAUGUGUUGAUGUCAUUUGAUUGGCUUUUGAGUUAUUCAAACAGGAUGAAUAAACGGAGUGAUCUAGGAGUAGAUUUCAUGGCAGAUGCUACUGACCCAUUUCCUGACUUGGGAAGCGUGUAUAAAGUUUCCGGUCGUUGUCAAGUAAACCGGGAUGUAGCUGACAUCAAGCUUGCUUCUUCAGUGGAUGGAAGGGAGUCUAAAAACCGAGUUGCUGCAAAUUCCGGGUUACAUAAAGAUUCUACAUCUAAUGUAUGGGGACAUCCAAAUUUGAUUCAGAAACUUAAGAUGCAAACUACUUCCAAUGUCAGGCCAACUGUGGAUGGUUCUUGUUUGAGUUCGAGAAGACAUGGUAGUGCAUCGACCCAACAAGGUGCUGGAACUUGCCCUGUUCAAGCUGGUUUCACUUUGCCUAACAGUUCAGAAAAUAGAGUUGAUGAAUAUGAUAACAAUGACCCUGAUGUUGUGUAUGAUAACGAUGAUUUGGAUGACUAUGACUUCGAUUUUGAUGAAGACGAGAAGAGUCAUGAAGCACGCAAGAAGAGCAAAUGGUUCAAUGCAUUCUUUGAACGUUUAGAGAAAUUGACUGUUGAGGAGAUCAUUUCACCAGCUCAGCAAUGGCACUGCCCUGCAUGUCAAGGUGGACCGGGAGCCAUUGAUUGGUAUCGAGGUGUACAGCCUCUAAUGACUCAUUCCAUGACUAAAAUGACACGGAGAGCUAAGAUGCAUCGUGUAUUCGCGGAACUUUUGGUCGAGGAGAUGCGUAGGAGAGGAACUUUCAUUAAACCGGCCAACGAUGCUGUUGGCAAAUGGGAAGGGCUUAAUGUUAGAGUUGCAGAUCAUGAAAUAGUUUGGCCACCAAUGGUUAUCAUUAUGAAUACAAAAUAUGAACAGGACGAAACCGGCAAGUGGAGUGGGAUGGGAAAUCAAGAGCUUCUCAAUUACUUCAGCUCAUAUGCUGCGAUAAAAGCGAGACAUUCGUAUGGUCCACAAGGUCACCGCGGGAUGAGUGUGUUGAUCUUUGAGAGUUCAGCAGCAGGGUAUUUAGAGGCUGUUCGUUUGCAUAAACAUUUUAAAGAACAAGGAAGGGAUAGGGAUGCUUGGGAUCAUUCACAGGUCCCAUUCUGUCCUGGUGGAAAACGCCAACUUUACGGCUACAUUGCCAUCAAAGAAGACUUGGAUGUAUUUAACCGACACUCUCAAGGGAAUUCCAAGCUGAAAUUCGAGCUGAGAUCAUACCAAGAGAUGGUUGAGAGCCAAAUAAAGAAGAUAAACGACAAUAGUCAGCAACUUACCCGACUUAAAAAGAAGGUUGCUCAAGAACAGCAACAUUCACAAGUCCUUGCAGAGUCUCUAGGCCGAUUGAGUGAGAAGCUCCACCAGACAAUAGAGCCGAAAAAUCAUAUCGUGAGGCAACGAGCUAUAUUGCAGCAUGAACAGAACAAAGAAGAGUUGAUAGCUAAAGAACAAUAUUUCAAGGAGAAAAUCAAUACUAUUUACCAAUCCAUAGACUGUAAGGAAGAUAAUUUCGAGAAGCUGCAAAGGGCUGCAAGUGAGAGAGUUAAGCAAUCAAAUAUGAAUCCGAUACAUGAUAAAGAUGAAUGCAGUGCCAUUGAGCUUCAUGAGAAAAACAUAGGAGAGUUCAAUGCAGAGAGGGAGAAGCUGAUGAAAAGUCGUCAAGAUAGAAGGUUAACAAUCACACUACGGUAUUGGGAAGAUCUUGUCAAGCUCGAGGAAGGGUUUGAAAAAGAAUUUACCUUGCUUAUGGAAAAGUACACCCACAGAAUAUUGCAUUGAGGAACAAUAGACCACUAAAUAGACAAGACAUGAACAAGAGAUAAGGAAAUAGAAGACACAAUACCACCAUGACCAUUACCAUUGGCACAGUGAACAGAAGCAAGACAAACACUUGUUUGAUAGGUAAAUAUAAACCAGUUUUGUUACUUGAUACACGUUUAAGUUUUGGAAAGAGAAAAAUGGUUUAUGAGGGAGGGAAGUUUGGGUUUCAUGGUGAACACUGAAAUAGUGAAACUUCAAGUAAUGUUUUUUAUGCAUUUUUGUUUCAGAUUUUUGGCAUUUGCCCAUGGUAUUGUCAACUUCACCAUAAA